Macroventuria anomochaeta is the source of this 876-nucleotide messenger RNA. Its product is annotated as Nucleotidylyl transferase. Gene Ontology annotation, biological process: NAD+ biosynthetic process. Gene Ontology annotation, molecular function: nicotinate-nucleotide adenylyltransferase activity; nicotinamide-nucleotide adenylyltransferase activity. Bases 1 to 876 code for a protein of 291 amino acids. Lineage: Eukaryota; Fungi; Ascomycota; Dothideomycetes; Pleosporales; Didymellaceae. The transcript has 2 exons. The record is from RefSeq and is a predicted model, not a curated record.
AUGACUUCGAUAGCGAACAGCGACAUCACCCGCGACGCCGGCAUCGACAAUACCGACAUAAUGACCUUGGACAACUACACAUUUCCCAAGGAGAGGCUCAAGAAGAAGUUGUCCAACGACGAGAAGACACCCAUCGUCCUCGUAUCUUGCGGUUCCUUCUCGCCGCCGACCAACCUUCACCUGCGCAUGUUUGAAGAAGCGACAGACUACUGCGAAUUCGAGACAGACUACGAGGUUGUGGGCGGGUUCUUCAGUCCUGUCGGCGAUGCCUACAAGAAGGCUGGCCUCGCAUCUGCGCACCAUCGAAUUUGCAUGACAAGGAUCGCCGUGAAAGACAGCUCCACCUGGAUUGGUGUUGAUCCAUGGGAGCCGCUGCACAAGGAGUAUAUGCCAACAGUCAAGGUCCUGGACCACUUCGAUCACGAGCUGAAUGAUGUACUGGGUGGAAUUGAGACAUCGACCGGCGAGAAGAAGAAGAUCCACGUCGCGCUGCUCGCAGGUGCCGACCUUAUCCAGACCAUGAGCACACCUGGGCUGUGGGCCAAGGAGGAUUUGCGCAGGAUUUUGGGCGUCUACGGCGCUUUUAUUCUCGAGCGCAGUGGCACCGAUAUCGAUGAUGCACUUGUCAGUCUUCAGGAAUGGAAGGACAACAUCCGUGUUAUCCCGCAACUCAUCCAGAACGAUGUCUCUUCGACCAAGAUCCGCCUGUUCCGCAAGCGCGGCAAGAGCAUUCGUUACUACAUCCCGGACAAGGUCGUCGACUACAUCUACGAGCACGGCCUAUAUGUUUCCGACGAUGAGAAGUCAAAAGCCGCCGACAAGGGCAAGGAGAAGGCCUCUGACCGUGCAAGCUCGUCAGCAGUCACUUCGUCUUGA